AUGCGAGACCUAACGGCUCAGGUAACGAGCAGUCUGCUGCAGUUUCCAGAGGUGACUGUUGAGGCACUUGGGGAAGAUGAGAUCACCCUAGACUCUGUGCUGUGUGGGAAGUUUUCUGGAGGCAGAAGUGGCCUGGCGUGGCUGGCGUGUGGUCCCCAGCUGGAGGUGGUGAACUCAGUGACAGGAGAGCGUCUCUCUGCGUAUCGCUUCAGCGGAGUGAACGAGCAGCCUCCCACUGUUCGCGUGGUGAAGGAGUUUUCUUGGCAGAAGAGGACUGGGCUCCUGGUUGGCUUGGAGGAAGCAGAGGGAAGUGUUCUCUGUCUGUAUGACCUUGGGACCUCAAGAGUGGUUAAAGCAAUUGCUCUUUCAGGGAGGGUGACGGCCAUCGAACCCAUCAGCAACGACGGCGGAGCCAGCGUGAGCACCCGGCACCUGCAUCAGAGUCUGCGAUGGCUCUUUGGAGUGGCAGCAGUGGCCACAGACGUUGGCCAUGUCCUUCUGGUUGACCUUUGUUUGGAUGAUUUGUCUUGCAGUCAGAAUGAAGUAGAAGCAUCGGAUCUCGAAGUUGUCACUAGAAUUCCUGCUGAAGUUCCACAAAGAAGAGAAGCUGUGACCAGAGAAGGGAGGCAUCUCUGUUUUCAACUACGAAGUCCUUCAGGAACAGCAGUAUCAACCCUGUGCUACAUAAGCAGAAGCAAUCAGCUUGUUGUGGGUUUUUCUGAUGGCUACUUGUCUCUGGGGAACAUGAAAACUUUGAAGAGGGCGCACUACACUCAGCUUGGAGGAGGAAGGAUUCCUGUCUGUGCUCUUACUUUUCAAGAGCCCGAGAGUGAUCUCCAAAAUUGUUGCUACUUAUGGGCUGCUCAGUCUACACAACAAAGUGAAGGGAAUGCUGUGAAUUUACAUCUGUUGCAGUUAGCAUUUGGUGACAGGAAACGCCUGGCAUCAGGACAAGUCAUGUACGAGGGUUUUAAAUACUGUGUCAAACUCUUCAGUUUAGCUCUCUCUGGUGGAAUCUUUCCCUUGAGAGGGCAGACCAGCAAUACUAAAUUCCUCAGCUUUCAGACCAUAGAAAAAUUUCGCAACCAUGCUGACAGAGAGGAUAGCGUUAAUGAAGUAAUCUCUCCUGACACCAGUGUAUCGAUCUUCAGUUGGCAAGUGAAUACACACGGUCAAGAAAAACCGUCUGUUUAUUUGGGUGUGUUUGACAUCAAUCGCUGGUAUCAUGCUCAAAUGCCAGACUCACUGAGGCCAGAAGAAUUCCUUCAUGAUUGCCCCUAUUUUGCACUGUGGUCACUGGAUCCUGUAAUAAGCAUGACUUCUCCAAACCUCAUUUUGGAUAUUCUGGUACACGAGCGUAGUCUAAGUCGGGGGGUUCCUCCUUCUUAUCCACCACCUGAACAGUUUUUUAAUCCAAGCACCUAUAAUUUUGAUGUGACAUGCUUGCUCAACUCGGGAAUUGUUCACAUGACUUGCACCGGCUUCCAGAAGGAGACUCUGAAGUUUUUGAAGAAAUCUGGUCCUUUAGUAAGUGAAGCCAUUCAUGACAGCUACACUCGGUGUCUUGUAGCUGGCUUGCUGUCUCCAAGACUGGUUGAUGUCCAGCCAUCCAGUCUGAGUCAGGAGGAGCAGUUAGAAGCAGUGUUGUCAGCUGCUGUGCAAACAGGUUCUUUAGAGCUUCUGACGGGAUGCAUUAAACACUGGACUUCAGAAGAGCAGCCAAGUUCUGCUGGAAAUUUACGGUUUGUUCUUGAGUGGACGUGGAACAAAGUGAUCUGUACAAAAGAUGAACUGGACCAAAUAUGUGUUCCGCUGUUCGAUGGCUCCUGCAACUUCAUUGACCCGCAGACAUUACAGUCCCUUCAGCACUGCCAGCUGCUUCUGAGCAACCUCAGCACAGUCCUGAACUGUUUUCUAACAGAAGCCCGAGAGCUUACUGAGAAAGGUUUUUCAGACUUAACAAAUAAGCAGGUGGUAACCAGCCUCAUUUCUUUGUAUGCACAAGUGGUGAUCUGGUUCUGUCGAUCCAGUCUCCUUCCCGAGGGUUUAGAUGAUCACAUGCAUUUGUCUAGACCUUUCUACAAUUACCCUCUGAUUCAGAGCUACUAUACGGGUCACCGACAGAAACUCGAGCAUUUAUCAAGAGGAAAAUGGGAUUCUGACUGCUUGAUGAUUGAUGGAAUGGUUUCCCAGUUGGGAGAGCAAGUGGAGAAGUUGUGGCAGAGAGAUGAAGGCGGCACUGGGAAAUACCCACCUGUUAGUUUACAUGCACUGCUGGAUCUCUAUUUGCUAGAAAGCAUUGAAGAAAGUGACAAACAUGCAAUUGUAUCCUUUCCAGAUUGGUGGCUGAUUUUUUUUUUUCCUGCAAAUACUGAAGAAUUUUUCCUGAUAAGCCUUGGAUCGAGUUUUCUGUGGUAAUUCAGCUGCUCUCAACUUGUCCAGAAUUCCCUGGCCCUGCUCUUCCAUCCGGCUACAAUCAAGACAGUGUCAUGGCAACACAUGAGGAUAAUUCAGUCCCUCAUGUGCCAGGGAGAGCACAGGCGAGCCCUCAGGUACAUCCAGAUGAUGAAGCCGUCGAUGUCCAGCAGCAGUGAAGUGCGGCUGUUCCUCACCGUGUUGUUGUCCAACAGGUGCAUGGUGGAGGCUUGGAGUCUGCUGCAGCAGCACACCACGAAGUUAAACAUAGAAGAGCUGCUAAAGCACAUGUAUGAAAUCUGUCAGGAGAUGGGGCUCAUGGAGGAUUUGCUGAAGCUGCCCUUCACAGACACAGAAAAAGAGUGUUUGGAGAAGUUUUUACAGGCCAAAUCUGGUGUCCAGAACCGUGAAUUCCUCUUAGUCCACCAUCUGCAGCGUGCCAACUACAUCCCAGCACUCCAGCUGAAUCAGUCCAUGAAGGCCAGUCUGACGAAUGAUCGUGAUCCUCGCUUGAGAGAGAGAGCAGUUGCCAGAAAUUCUCUGUUAGACCAAUAUGGCAAGAUCCUUCCCACAGUUCAAAGGAAGCUGGCAGUAGAGCGAGCCAAGCCGUACCGUUUGCCUUCGUCGGUCUUAAGAGAAGUCCCAAGGCCAAAGCCUUUAUCCACAGCAACAAGGCAAGCUAAUGCAGGAAAUGUACAUACAAGAACAAGUUUCAUUGCUAAAGUACUGUCCAGACUUAAAGAAGCAUGGCUAGGAAACAAGAAAAGCAGUUUCUCAGAAUAUUAUAAGUAAGCAGCUUUUUCACAAAGUUUAGCCUUGUUCUGUGUUUUUGAGGGGAGAGAAAAAGGACGAGAGAAAUUUGUUUGAAUUAUGUUAGUGUCUUGGUGGGAAGGUACAUAUGAAUACA
Molecule: messenger RNA, 3322 nt
Organism: Pseudopodoces humilis (Tibetan ground-tit)
Lineage: Eukaryota; Metazoa; Chordata; Aves; Passeriformes; Paridae
Source: RefSeq, a predicted model, not a curated record